AUGGCAGAAUCAACUUGUGAGAUUCGACAUGGUACAACGUUGACAAAACUUCUCAUGAAAACCUCUUUGAUCAUUUGGGAUGAAACACCAAUGGCACAUAAAUUUUGUUUUGAAUCUUUGGACAGAAGUUUGCGAGAUCUAUAUACAACAAGAUUUCCCAAUAGCAAUGAAAAACCUUUUGGUGGACUWAUUGUUGUUUGUGGUGGGGAUUUUCGUCAAAUUUUGCCCGUUGUUCCAAAAGGAACUAAAGGUGAUAUCAUUGAUGCUUCUCUCAGUUCAUCCUACUUAUGGCCAUAUUUCAACGUUCUUAAGCUUAACCAAAAUAUAAGGCUAUAUGCUAGAGAUAUACCAGAAUCUGAAGCUUGUAAAAUAGAUUCUAUUGACAAGCGGUUGUUGCAGCUAGGAGAUGGUUCUCUGUACGAUGACAUUCAAAGAGAGUUGAUCAAACUUCCAUCUGAUAUCGCCCUAAGCCAAUGGGAGGACCCAAUUCAAUGCAUGAUUCAAGCUGUGUAUCCAUCGUUGUUGGAUAAUUUUGGCAACCCUACAUAUCUGAAAGAAAGAGCGAUAUUGACACCAAAAAAUGAAAUGGUUCAUGAUUUGAACAACAUAAUUAUGAACAUGCUACCAGGAGAAGGUGUCAACUACCUCAAUUCAGACAAUGUGUGCAAAGCUAAGUGUACAAACUAA
Messenger RNA from Cynara cardunculus var. scolymus (artichoke), 687 nucleotides. RefSeq lists its product as uncharacterized. The record is from RefSeq and is a predicted model, not a curated record. NCBI's taxonomy places the organism in Eukaryota, Viridiplantae, Streptophyta, Magnoliopsida, Asterales, Asteraceae. Gene Ontology annotation, molecular function: DNA helicase activity. Bases 1 to 687 code for a protein of 228 amino acids. Gene Ontology annotation, biological process: telomere maintenance; DNA repair. The transcript has a single exon.